Aspergillus puulaauensis is the source of this 1320-nucleotide messenger RNA. RefSeq names its product endo 1,5-alpha-arabinase. The coding region runs from base 1 to 1320 and encodes 439 amino acids. Gene Ontology annotation, molecular function: hydrolase activity, hydrolyzing O-glycosyl compounds. The record is from RefSeq and is a predicted model, not a curated record. Gene Ontology annotation, biological process: carbohydrate metabolic process. The transcript has 3 exons. NCBI's taxonomy places the organism in Eukaryota, Fungi, Ascomycota, Eurotiomycetes, Eurotiales, Aspergillaceae.
AUGGCACAUAUCACACUGCUGGGGCUCAUCCUCUGGCUGUGUCUCGCAGCGGCAAAGCCAAUAGAGUCUGACGUCUUCUCCGACACAACAGACUACCCUCUCCCCAACCUAGGCAAUGUGGCGGUGCACGACCCCAGCAUCAUAUACCAUGACGACCACUACUAUAUGUUCAAGGGCGGAGUCAGGAUUCCCAUAUUCAAAGCCUCCCAGCUCUCGGGACCCUGGCAAAAGAUCGGCACAGUGCUAGAAGGCGAAAGCGUCGUCAGGAAACAGAACCGCUCGCGACCCUGGGCACCAACGGUGACGCAGUGGAAGGGCCGCUUCUACUGCUUCUACUCUAUUAGCAAAAAUGGCAGGCGGAAUAGCGCCAUUGGGCUUGCGUCGUCGGAUUCCAUCGAGCCGGGGUCCUGGACUGACCACGGCGCCCUGUUCAAUACUGGCAAGGGCCGUCUGUCUGGCAUCUAUCCUUAUAGCGUGACGAAUGCCAUCGAUCCGGCGUUCUUCGUGGAUCCUGCGUCGGGUAAGCCGUAUUUGCAGUAUGGCAGCUACUGGAAGGGUAUAUUCCAGAUCCCAUUGACAGAUGGUUUAUCUAUUGCGAACCCAAAGAAGCCGAAUGCGGACCAUCUGGCGUAUGUGCCGAAUAAGAAGCGCAAACCUAUUGAGGGAUCGUUUCUCAGUUACAAGGCUCCGUACUACUAUACUUGGUUCAGCCAUGGGCAAUGCUGCCAUUUCCAUAUCCAGGGAUUCCCGAGGAAGGGGGAUGAGUAUAAUAUCCGCGUUGGAAGGUCUACGAGCGUCCACGGCCCAUUCGUUGAUCGGGAUGGUAAGAAGCUGCUGGAGGGAGGCGGCUCCAUUGUAUACGGCUCGAACCACAAAGAAGUGUAUGCCCCCGGCGGGUUGGGCGUUCUGUCCGGCAGUGAUGACGGCUCUGACAUUCUAUUCUAUCAUUACUUGAACACUACCAUUGGCGUCCGCCAUAAGGACGCACAACUGGGCUGGAACUACCUCGACUACGUAGCUGGAUGGCCUGUCCCAAGCGACAAACGACCACAGCAACACCAAGUCAACAACGAACCUGACCCUGAACCCGACCCUGAACCUGAACCUGAACCCACUGAUCCGUCCACCCACAGAGAGCCCCAGAGCUCUGAUACAAGACUCUUACCCCGUUAUUUGGCCCCGGUACUUGCAAAUAUGUGUACGUGUAUUCUCCUAGGAGUCCUGGCACAUAAAGGAUUAAUUCGCCGACGCUGGAUCGUUAUCGUUCCGAUUGCUUGCCUCGUUGCGUGGUUCCUCGCUGUGUCUGGCGUUCGUUUCUAA